Messenger RNA from Episyrphus balteatus (marmalade hoverfly), 4781 nucleotides. RefSeq lists its product as uncharacterized. The transcript is spliced from 2 exons. Lineage: Eukaryota; Metazoa; Arthropoda; Insecta; Diptera; Syrphidae. Gene Ontology annotation, molecular function: RNA binding; transcription factor binding. Gene Ontology annotation, biological process: positive regulation of transcription by RNA polymerase II. Bases 330 to 3365 code for a protein of 1011 amino acids. Gene Ontology annotation, cellular component: nucleus. The record is from RefSeq and is a predicted model, not a curated record.
UGUUGACAGAUUAAAAAAUUUCCCCAAUGCUUGAAGAGCUAAAAGAAGAAACCCACGUGAAUUCAAAGAAGUCGGCACAUUUUUAUUUGUUAAUUUAAUAAAAUACAAUAAAAGAAACAUUUACAUCUGUUUGAAUUAAUCGAAUUAUAACUUUUAAAAAGAUUUUUCAACAAAAUUCCAUUUGUUUCAUCCGAUAUAAUGAAUUUUUGUGGGCCUCUCAAAAGAUGCUGAACAUGUGGGGUUAAAUUUAACACGUUUCACAGUUUCCUCAUAGUGAAUUUUUGCUAUCAACCAGCUUACUACCAAGUGUGCAAUCUACAAAUUAAAAAAUGGAUUCAAGACUCCUAAAUGCUUUUCACGAUGACCCAUUUGAUGGUAACUACGUCAAGUAUGAUACAGAUACACAUUUUUGGUCAAAUGAUAGCGGAAGCCUGGGACUACAAUUGGCAGAGACACUCCAUGGAAUAUUGCCAAUAGCCCCAACUGAUGUAGCAUCAAAUAAUCUAUUUAGCUCUUCAAGUUUAAAAGAGGGAGACUACUCGUUAGAGAGUAAAAACUAUUCAAAUACAAAUUCAAUCAUGUUUGAAAAUUACGAGGAAGGAAUGCAAAACAUGGGCCAACAAACAAUAGAAGUUGUCUCCGUUGAUCCGAAUCAUGAUUUUGAUUCUGAUUGCCUAGAAUCUACAGAUGAUGAGGAUGAUGAUGACGAAGACGAUGAUGAUGUUGAUGAGGGAAAUAAUGAGGAUAUAGGAUCACGUGGUAUCGUGGCAUUUAAUGAUGUUAGAAGUUGUAGUAGAUCUACAUUUAGAAGCAGAACCGAUAGCUCCUCAAUAGGUGACUAUGAGAGUCACUCGAGUGACUAUGAUGAUGAUAGUGAUUCAAUGGAACCACUCGAUGAUUGCGCACUUCAUUCUGAUGGCAAUGCGUUUAAAAAACCAACAGAUGAUGUAGAUCCUUUUGCCAUGCAAUUAGAUGUUAGUACUUUUGAUUUAGCCGCAUUCAUUACACAAGAUGAUCAAAUUUUUGAUAACCAUACACCAGCACUUGUGCCCAAUGCUGGUCAUAACAUUAAAUUGCAAAAAACUGUUGAGCCCACAAUACCUCUUGAUUCUGAUUCCGAUUCAGAUUCGGAUGUUAUUGUGGAUGUAGAAACCGUUGAAGAGACUGGUAUUGGUUUAUGUGAUCAAAGGAAACAAAUGGAAUCGUUAAACAAUCUAAAUUCUAGCAAUUGCGAUGCAGAGAAAAAAGAGACAAAACCAACAGAACCUAAUUUUACACGUAACUUUACCAUUGUUCCAAACAAGGUUCAAUCUGUUAUACUAAAAAGAAAAUUUGGUAUUGGACGUGGUAAAAAUUUAAAUAUGCAUCGCAAUCCAACUAAGGCCAUGCCAAAGUCAAAAUUGAAACAAGUCAAUAAUAAUAAUUUGAAAAAUAACAAUGUUGAAGAGAAAACGGAGAAGUCUUGUGUUCAAAACAAAGUGAUACCUUUAACAAAAAAUAAAGUUGAAAAUAAUCCAACUGAAAAACAACAAGUAACACCUAUAAAAAUUAAAUUAGAAAAACCUUAUACACACGAGAAGGUAAUUGAACAAAAACAAAUUCCAUCUCAAAUAUAUAAAUGUACAAAUUUUGUUAAAAAAGAAACGGUUAGUAUAAAAACUGAACCUAAGGAAGAUGAGCAAGAUUAUGACAAAGAAAUUGUAGAAAAUUCAGAGGUUCAAACAUUAGAGGCAAUGCCAAUGAAACGUAAACUUAAUCUUGAAGAGUAUAAAAAACGUCGAGAAAAUCCUUCAUUACAGCCGUCUAUAUGUAAAAAUCUUCAUAUGCAAAAUAAAAAAGUAAAAACUGAGGUUUCUCAAGGACAAACAACAAUGGCAGCAGUUACAAACCCUCAACCCAAAUGUCCAAUUAAGAAACCUCCACAAACUGAAGCCGUUACUUCAAUUGUCAAAAGUUUAAAAGAGAGUCAGCCUCCAAAAGGAUUUGUUGAUCCAAUAACAGAGGCAAAAAACAAAGUGUUGCGCUUGCAAGAAUUAAAAAAGGCUCAACAAAUCAAAAUUAUCGAUUCUACUGUAUCGUCUAAAGUUGCACGUGUUACUAAACUUCUUCCUCUAAAAGAAAUAGUCAAAGGUUCAUACAAAACAGGCAAUAGAGCUGGCCCUGGAAUAAAUAAUUCGGAAUAUGAGGAAAUAAUAAUUGUUUCAGCAGGAUGCAAUACUGACAUAACAAUUCCACCAAACGGAUAUAAUACUUCAAAGAGUUCGUCACGCUCUCUUUUGAAAUCUAAUGUUUUAUUUGCAAAAAUAAGUAACUCAUUUCAAAAGGUUCGUUCUGACGAUAGUGUUAAAAUAUCUAGCAAUUCUUUGAUUGUUAGUAUACAAGAUGUUGUGGUGAAAAAAACAUCUCCAUUACCGAUAGAAGGCCAGCAAACUACGACAACAACAUCAGAACAUGGCGAGGAUAAAAUUAUAAUGCAUUUACGAAAAGAUAGAAUACGAAAACGUAAUUUCUCACAAUCAACUCAGACUGAAUUAUUGCCAGAAUUCCCUCUUCUACCUUUACCACAAGUUCAAUCUUCCAGCGAUCGUUUCAAUUCGUCUGCUGGCAGAGGAACAAAAGUUCGCCGAAGAUACAGAGCUCGCCAGAGUUCGUUUUCAUCCGAUGAAGAAGACAGCAACUAUCGGUCUCAAGGUAAUUCAUCAAAAAGAAGAUCGAGGUCAAAGUACACUCGUCGCCAUAGAAGUUCCAUUAGUUCCUCUUACUCAGAGUCUGACGAUUAUUCCAAGAGAAAUCACCGACACAGUGGGACUUCAGCAGGGCGUAGUAUAUCAUCUAGUGAACGCCGCAGCAGAAGUAAAUCCUUUGAUCGUAUUUAUAACAGAUCAUCUAGAUCAAGAUCGAAAUCAUCAUCUAGACGCGCUGCUGAGAGAAAUGUCUCGGCACCUGUUGAAGAGCGUCGAAUAGUUUAUGUUGGCCGAAUUGGGCAAGACACAACUAAAGAAAUGCUUCGAAGAAAAUUCAUAGUCUAUGGCCCAAUUAAACAAAUCACAAUUCAUUACAAAGAUACUGGAAUGAAGUAUGGUUUUGUCACCUUUGAAAAGUCUGAGGAUGCCUUCAGAGUUAUUGAUAGCGGUCCAAAAGAUGAAACCAUAAAUAUGUAUGAUAUAAGUUUUGGAGGUCGACGGGCAUUUUGCAGAGCAUCAUAUGCUGAUUUGGAUAAUGCUGGAAUGAACAUGUACCAGUCAUACGAUGUACCUCGCCAGGUGGCACCAUCAAAACAAGAAGAUUCAUUCGAAGCACUUCUGCUUAAAAUGAAAGCAAAACUAAAUGCAACAAAAUCAUCAGUUUCAAGUGUAAAAACUUGACACAACCAUUGCGCUUUAGUGCUGUAUCUAGAUUUUGUUAUUAAAUUUAUUGAUUCUUCCUAAAAAAUUAAAAAAUCAAAAGCUGUACAAUUUUAGACACUACUCCCGCCAUGCAUCAUUACAAUUCUCUUCUACCUAUAAUGUUUAAGUAUUUGAAGUAGCAAAUUAUGCAUUAUUAAGUGAUUUAUUUAAGAAAAAAACAAAAUAAAUUAAACAACCAAUGUAACCUCUUUAUUAUUAACAUUUAAGUAUGAUUACAUUUUUUAAACAAAUUUUUUUUAUUUUGUUAACUUCGAAAUUUUCCAAUAUAGUUGUACCUUUAUUGUUUUAUAUAUAAAUUUGUUGAGAUAAAUUUUUAAAAAAUGCUUAUUUUCAAUAUUGUACUGAGUCAAUAUAUAAAAACAGGUAAAAUAUAAAGUUCAAAUGAACUCGUAAACAGAUAUUAAUUAUGGAAGUAAUAGAACACAGCUGUUAUUUAAGAAGUAAUGCGGACACAUGUUUCUACAUCAAAACUUGUGAGUCAUAGUUUUUUGUUUGUUACUGGGUAUACUUUUCAACUUGCUCACCUCAAAAGCAUUUCAUAGUUAAAAUUUUUAAUUUUAUUUUUAGCUCAGGUUCCGAAGUGUAAUUUCGAAAGAAGAAAACAAAAGUUCCGUUGUUCCUGUAAAGCUUCGGCAAUCCCAGAAUGCGUUGAUGUUAGCUUUAUUUGAGGUAAAACAGAUAUUUGGAGGAUGAAAAACGGUUAUGUUGACGAAAAUAAAAUUACUAACUCGGACGAUACUCUUAUGGCGUAUCAACAAUUACCAAUUUACGUUAGAAAAAGGCUACUAGAAGAAGAAGAUUUUAAACGUUUCCUUCAGCGGGUCAAUAAAAAUACUCGAGUGAUUUCGAAAGGGCAGGAAACAGAAAAUUUGAAGAGAGGCAAUAUUUUAAAUGGUUCACAUAAAGGAUGACCAAAAACUAUGUAUAUACUAUCUAUUUUUGCGCCCUUAGAAACCGUACACAGGGAGCUCUUUGUUUAGGCUGUAAACUGGAUGAAAUUGAAAUCCAGAUUUUGUUUUGGUGUGAUUUUUGUAAGAACGUCGAAGGGUUGAAGGAAGAAAGCAACUUUGGCUGAAUUUUUAAACCAUUCCAUUGUUUUUUGCUUGAAUCCCCGUUUUUUAUCAUGAUAACAGUUAUUGCGGAAAAAUAUAAUGCAUAAAUAUUUUAAAAUUUAAGAUUGAGCUUUCUUGCUUUUUCUUGUUUGGUUUUCGAUUUCAAAACCUUGAUGUUAGCCAAUAUGAUGUUUAAAUUUAAUUUUUAUAUUAAGUUAAAACUGAAAUUGUUAAUUACAUCUUGUAUAUAAAUGUGAAAUUGUAUGUUUUCGGGAGAGUCUAAUUUCCUAAUAAAGAUUUUUGUUAAGCACGAUGAUAGUCG